CUAAGAAGAUUCAGGGGAAAGGAAAUGGUGAAUAUCUGAGUUUAAAUACAACUAAACGUUUUUGAAUACAAUUUUCCACUAGCAGACACACACAACAUACACAUUCACAACAUACUGAGCCACAACAGAUUUCUGCCGCUGCAAGUUUCAUAAGAGCUACGCGAGGGGGCAGUUAGGGGGAUCCAGAUAGAGAGCAAUUUACAGCUCCUUACCAGACUCCUCCCAUAAGGUACCUGUGGAGACUAACAUCAUCGAAACAGAAGCAGACAAAGAGCAGGAAGAUAUGGAGAAGGGGGUUGUACUUGAAAUAGCCAAUAGGAAGAUGUUCUUGAAUGACACAGAGCACAGGAGUGGAGUCCUGAUACAGAGCACAGUGUAGAGUUGUUGUCAGCCUGACAUUUCAGUUGUCCUAGUGAAAAGCCCAGAUAGAAUUUAUUUGUCAGCAGUUGCCAAGGGCCCUGAACCACUUGAAAACUCGGAUCUGGAACCAUGGCUCUCACUAAUUUCCACUACAUCACUCGGAUGAGCAGUGGCUUUAAAGUUUACAUACUGGAAGGUCAGCCUAACCUGAGGAGUGAGGACAGGUUCCGUCACAUGACCAGUGACAGAAUGCGAGUGGUCCCUGCUCAUCCACCCAAACACAGGCACAGUUCAGAACGAGGGCGGACACUUGAAGAGAGGAGAGAAAGGGCCUUAAGUAAGAGCCUGGCCAACACCACCAGGAGAACAUCAGGCUUCAACAUACCUGAGAGUCCUACAUCCACCUGGAGCCCCACAGCCAGUCCCACUGACCUCAUUCCCAGCCCUGUCCUCUCCACACCAAGUAUGGAUGAGCCUCUCGCCCUCAUCAAGAAACCCCGUCAAGAACUAGAGAUGAUGGAAGAUAAGAACAAAAAAACCUCAGUCAGGCACAUACAGGUUCGUCCCUCAGUGAUCACUUGUGUCUCAUCAACUAAGUCAGCACAUAGGGCUGAAGACUGCUAUGAACAUUCCUCUGUAAUGACCCACCACAGUUGUGAUAACGUUGAGGAGCAUUUCCAGAGAAGUCUUGGAGUGAACUACCAAAACAGCUCCUCCAAGCAGCUCUCUAUCAGUGUGUCUGUGGAUGACCACUUUGCCAAGGCCCUUGGGGAGAAGUGGCUUCAGCUUAAAGCAUCAUCCUCCUUUUGUACCUCUUCUUCUUCGCUAUCAUCAUCUUCUUCAUCUCCAUCUAGCAGUCCCACCUUCAUUCACUCACCUGGCUAUGGCCAGAGUCCCAAACGGGCCCGCAAGGAUUCUGUCAGCCCAACCACAACCACUCCCAGUCUGUGGUCAGAGAAAUGAAAUGAAAAAAGAAAAGCAUAUAUAAUUAAGUGAAUGAACUUAUGUGCACAAGAUUGACACAUAGAAUCAUGCUAUGUAUGAUUAGCACCUGUACAAAAAUGACAGGGUGUAGUGAAGCAAUAUUGAGGACUUUGGUACUGAAGUACUGCCUGUUUGUAUGUCUCUCUCUACAUGGGAUUUUUCUUGGAGCAGUUGAGCAUGAUAUGCCCUAAUUUCAAGGAUGUGAAUAAUUUCUUGAUGGCUAGGUACUGCUAGAGAAGUGUAAUAGAUAGGUUUCAUUUUUUUCCCAUGACUUACAUUGUUUGCCACUGAUGAAUAUUUGUUGUCCUUCAUUGCACUGAUUAUUAAUAAUACCAUUUCAUUUGGCAGUAUUUGCCUAAUACUAAUACUAAAUGCUAGAGGUGUUUGUAUAUGCAUAGGUCCUGUAGUCCAGUUGUGGUACCAUUCAAAGUAAACGUUAAAAACAUUAGUAAUAGAUUUUGUAAUGAACACAAACACUAGCAUACAUAGCAUACAGUGAGAAAGAUUUUGGCAGAAUUUAAUGGGAUGAAUUUCUUCAUUUCAAUUUAUGGUUGGAUUUCAAGAAUCAGCUACUGUAAAUAUUAUAAUAAACUUAUUCAUUUACA
Colossoma macropomum (tambaqui) is the source of this 1949-nucleotide messenger RNA. RefSeq names its product vestigial like 4 like (gene vgll4l). Bases 490 to 1323 code for a protein of 277 amino acids. The transcript has 5 exons. Lineage: Eukaryota; Metazoa; Chordata; Actinopteri; Characiformes; Serrasalmidae. The record is from RefSeq and is a predicted model, not a curated record. Gene Ontology annotation, biological process: negative regulation of DNA-templated transcription. Gene Ontology annotation, molecular function: transcription coactivator binding.